CAGAGCUUCCUGAGGGUGGAAGGUCACGGAGUGGGGAGGUGCCAGUCAUGGCGGCUUCUGAGAGCCCCGACUCAGAGGUAGAGGAAGCUGGUCAGGUCUUUCUUUUGAUGAAGAAAGACUAUCGGAUUUCACGCAAUGUUCGCCUUGCUUGGUUUCUUAAUCAUUUGCAUCAAGUUAUCCAGGCAGUGCCUGAAUCAAAACUGGUAACAUCAGAUAAUGAGUUGGAUGUUCUCAGCAUUUUGCCAAUCAGCUGGCAAACAGAUGAGCCUAUGGAGCCCAGGCCAUUCCUCUUAAUGCCUUCCACACAAGUUACAUUCCUUGCACGUCAGUAUCGUUUUGUCAUUGAACUGGAUUUGAGCCCCUCUACAGGGAUUGUGGAUGACUCUACAGGAGAGAUAAUUUUUGAUGAAGUGUUCUAUGCCCUUUCCCGGUGUUUAGUGGGAUUAUUAAAACCCUUUCGAAUCCCAGGUUCAGACAUUAUCUACCAACCUGAGAUCUUCAUCACUAUCCAAGCAUAUUCUUCAAUAAUUGGUCUACAGACACACCAGGUGCUGUUCCAGGGUUGUCUGCUGGAUCAGACCAAAAUAGAGACCUUCUUGCAGCAAGUUUAUACACAACUGUGUACCUUUGAAAACAAAGUGGCUGAGAUGCUCCAGCAGCAGUAUGAGCCCAAAACGCAGGUGGACUUGUCAUCCCUUAAUCAGGAUGACAUCCAGGAGCCCUCAGGAAGGAAGAUGGGCAUCUCUAUGGUGACAGCUGAUGUUGGGCUUGUCAGCAUGAUUCGACAGGGGAUUCUGGCAUUGCAGCUGCUGCCCUCCAACUCCAGUGCAGGGAUUAUUGUGAUCACCGAUGGCGUCACCAGUGUCCCAGAUGUAGCAGUCUGUGAAACGCUGCUCAACCAACUGCGCAGUGGGACUGUAGCCUGUUCCUUUGUUCAGGUGGGAGGAGUCUAUUCUUAUGACUGCAGUUUUGGUCAUGUCCCCAAUGUGGAACUUAUGAAGUUCAUUGCUAUGGCAACGUUUGGUACCUACCUUUCCACAUGUCCUGACGUGGAGCCUUCUUGUCUGGAUCUCAAUGUCUAUCACAAAGCUUUUCUGCUAUACUCAUUUUUGCGCAGCGGGGAGUCCCUGAACCCUGAGUAUUACUGCGUGUCCCAGCACAGACUUUUCAAUGAACACCUUGUUUCUGCAAGCAGCAAUCCAGCUCUGGCUAUGAGGCGGAAGAAGCAUGCAGAAAAAGAAGUGCAUGCUGACCUUAUCAGUAUAAUUUCUGUCCGUUUGAGAGAAGGUUACAGUAUCCGUGAAGUCAGUGUUACAAAAGGUGGCACUCAACUUGAAGUGAAACUUGUCCUGCUGUGGAAGCACAAUAUGAGAAUUGAGUACCUAGCUGUUGCCCCAUGGCCCUUGGACCCUUCAAAACGUAGCACAUGGGUAGAAGUAACUAUGGAAGGCAGUUACGACAUCUUGCAUGACAUCAGCUGUACAAUGCGAAAGCCUAUCACCAGCCUCUACCGCACAACUGUGAUACGGCGCUUUUGGAACACGCUGCAGAGUAUCAAUCAAACCGACCAGAUGUUGGUUCAUCUGCAAUCAUUUGACAGUGUUCCAGAGCACUUCACCAUCCCUGAAAGCACUAGAAAUGGGGUACCACUGUUCUACAUUCCUCCAGGAUCUACUACACCGGUACUGUCCUUGCAGCAUAGCAGCUCAGAUUCUUGUCAUUCACAAUUUGCAGCCUAUUGGAAGCCCAUUUUGUCUAUGGAUGCUAACUUCUGGCAGAGGUGGCUACACAUGCACCGCAUAGUUAUCCUUUUGGAGCAUGACAUGCCAGUUCCAAAGCAUUUGCAUACCCCAGGCAACAAUGGCCGCUACAGCACAAUCCAGUGCCGCAUCUCUCAUUCAGCCCUGACAUCUUUGCUACGUGACUGGAGUAGCUUUGUGCUGGUGGAAGGCUAUUCCUAUGUGAAGCUCAUGCGCAGCUCUGACGAUCAGCCUCCUUUUUCAUUUUAUGUGGUGCGGAUCAUUUCCAAGGCUCCCUGCAUGGUUCUUCGGUUGGGAUUCCCCAUUGGGACACUUGCAAAAAUCAGGAACAAAAUAGUCGAAGAACUAAGGGAUCGUAUCUUGCAGUUGCGCUUCCCUCAUAGAGUACAGAGCAAAGAGGCAACACCGAAAGUGAAGAGGAAAGUUCUGGGCAGCAGUUCCCCUUCAAAAUCACCUCCCAUGCUGGCAGCCCAGCCAUCCUUCUCAGACAGACCUUGCCUUAUAGUGCUGCAUAAGCCUCUGGAGAAACUCCUCAUCAGAUAUGAGAAGCUACCUUCUGAUUACCGUGUUCCAUGCCUGCUCCCUUUGGAGAAUCCCCCCAUGUCAGGCCCUCUCACCAUGGCAGCCAGCCGGACAGCUUCCUCCACUCUGGCCUCUUUGUCUCGCUACUUCUAUCACCAGCGCUGGAUCUGGUGCGUGCAGUCAGGGCUGGUACCUGCAGUGCCCAUCACUGCUGUAGCACAGCUGCUGUCCACUCUCACAGAGGUUCGUCUUUCUGAGGGCUUCCAUUUUGCUUCCAGUGGUGAUGGGAUCAUCAACAUGGUACUAGAGUUGCCUAUGAAGAAUGAUUCUUCACGAGAGAGUGGCAGUGAGAAGUGCACUUGCAUUGUCCAAUAUGUGCUGUUCCCUCCACACUCCACAUCCACUAAAGACAGUUUCUCCACAGAUGAUGACAAUGAUACAGAGGUGGAGGCCAUUGAUGUGGACAUGGAGCUGAAUCUUAUCACAGAAUGCUGGGUGGAGCCACAAAGUGGCUGCGUGGAGGGUGCAGUGGACAGUUGGCGUCACCUGCAAGGCCUGCCUUACCAGAAAAUACCUAAAGUGCUUUAUCCUCAAGAUCUGAUGUGCAUCCACACCUUGCUUGCCUUUGAGUAUGUCAGCCAACUGUGCCAGAACAAGGAUUGGUCCUUUCCUGCGUGUGAUCCUAGGCCUGUUGCUGGUGCUGUUGAAGGUUGUGAUCAUGGAAGUGGCUCCCGUGUGCAUGAGAUUCCUUUCCACUUUGACCUCAUGAAGCUACUGUCCAAGUGUCAGCAGAUUGAAAUGUUCUUCUUGAUGCUGACAGGAGCUGAGAUUACAAAGGAUUCUUCUUUCUUGCCCAAUGAAAUGCUACUUGGCCUAUUUCAUGGCUGUCUUCAGCAUGACCUCAGCGACAGAGAGAUCAUACUGUUGGGCACAGAUCACGCAACUUUCAUGGAACAGGUGCUGCAGCGGGACAGAGAUGGCCAUCCUCCUCCAUUUGUACUUCCAGUAAUUGAAGAGCUCUCCAAGGCCUCCAUGCCCUCUGAACAUCAGGAUCCAGCCAAAACUUAUCACUCUGCUGUGAACAAAGACACAACUGCCUCUGCAAGUAUGCACCAGGCUCCAGAUAAUACAGAGGGUUCAAAAGCUGAUACCUCACAAGUGCCUGAUAACCUCUUACCCCAGUGGCGAUGUUAUGCCAAACUGGUAAAUCCACAGCAUCUUUUCUUCACGUUCCUGCCAACUACAUUCCCAGAUAUACAGAGACUGAUGCCUUCUGGGUCAGGUAAAUCUGCAAAAGAGGCAGAAUCAUCACUUAGCCAAGGAGUGCAGGAACUGGAAACCGUGGGGUUACUUCCAACUGUCAGCAUCACGCCAGCCAAUGAAAUUGGUCAGGAUGCAGGAGAUCCAAAAGCUACACCAAAAAGAGAAGGGCGCAUCUCCUUCAGCCGCCAGGCAUCUCAGCCAGAGCUGGGUGAGAGCUCCCGAAUCCGCUGUCCUGUUUUUGUCUACAGCUGCUCUUUGGAGCUGCUGCGGGAGCAGAUGAUCAAUCCCAGACCAGUUAAGCCUCUUCGAGAUAUCUUUUUCAGGAGCCAGUCUGUGGAGCGCCCCACCAGUGCUCCCUGGCUAGAUUCCAAACAUAAGGAAUUGGUGAGUUACUGCACCUUGCUUCAAGAGCAUUCCCACCAGUGCUAUGUGAAAGGGCUGUUCCGCAGCUUACAACAGGGUCAUGACGUCACUGCCUUUGAUAUUCUCACUGCCGUGGAUUACUGUGAGGAACUUCUGCAAGAGAUAGACAUCACUAGCUUCCUUCUUACGCUGUGCAAUCAUGUGCGCUCCUUUUGUGACCGUCACCAACACCAGCUCACCAGCUUGGAGGGAGAAGCACCACGAGAAUCUCAGACACGGGGGGUGCUAGCCUCUGUUUCCAGCACAGAGACGGAGGAUUUUAGUGAACCAGAUUCCCAGAUCUCUGCCUGUCCUUCCCAAGAGCCCAGCCAGCGUUGCUGUCCAGAGUUCCCUCUUUCGCUCUUAUAUAGCCAACCUUGCCAAGAGCAUCCUGACUUGAACAGGAUCAUCCAGGAUAAGUUCUUGGAGAUUGGCAGCUUAUAUUUUAAGCCAGUGCCAUCGAAUCCUCAUUAUUUUUUCUAUUGUCCUUCUUCUGCAAAAAAAGAGGAAGAAGCCUCGCAGGAUGAGGUGGAUAGGAAAGGCAGUGAAGACCUGGAGAGCUCAGAAACUGAUCUGGCAGCUGAUGAAGGGAAUGCAUCUGCUGGUGGCAUCGUCACUGAGAGUGACCCGGAACUGGAGGUUGAAUAUCGGGACCCCCUCGACCAUGAACCUCUAGAAGCAGACUCAGUUUCAGACUCCAACACUGUGAACCAGGAUGAAGACUCCUUCAGUGUGUUGGGAGAUUCUCUGGCAGAACAGGAGCUGCUGGAGCAAGAAAUGCCACCCCUCUUUAUGCACUUGACCUGCUCCAUAAAGCUGCGUGGCCAGCACAAUUCCAAGCCUGUUCGCACACUGCCCACCUGCCUAGGAGAGGUGCUGGGCUCUGUUGAAAGCUUCAGGACAUUGCACAGCAUCGAUCUAUCAGAGCUCUGUGUGACCCUUGAUGUUUUUGUUCUGACCCUUCCCCUGGAAAUUGAAAUGGUGAAUGAUUUGCAUCACAAUCGGUACACCUCUGAGAGCAGCAUCUCCUUCACCCGUUCCCCAGGGCGGCCCUCCUCUUUCCGCUCUGAUGAGGAACUUAUGCACACUUUGGACAGGCUGCCAUCAACUAUGGAUGAUGGGCACCCAGCACUCUCCAACCUUCCUGGAUUACAUAGGCAGGCUGUUGAAGCUAUAAUGACAGAGAUCCGUUGGCUCUUGGAUGAUGAGAUUGUGUCAGCAUUGCGCCACUCACGACCGAUUGUGGCUGACACUUUGAGCCGAGUGGCUAACCACGUCUACAGUUCUCAAGGCCGCCAAAGCUGUUGCUGUGAGGCUGUCCCUUUGCAGUUUGUGUUUGGACCUGAGAUAUCACUGGAAAAGUUUCGUGAGGAAUUCCAGAGAAUGACCCUACCCGGCUAUGUACUUAAUGCUGAAGGGAACGAUUUCUACUUUGUUUCUGUUAGCCGCUUGCAUGCCCUAGUAGGCGGACCCAGUCCUUCGGUAACGCUGGAAAGCACCAUGACAGGAGGCAGGUGUGAAAGCAACUGCAGAACUGAAGGUUCUUUGUCCCAUUCUACUCCGCCUGAGGAGGUUCAUGGUCCCUGGACAUGGCCAACAAGUGAAACCAAAACUGGGCUGGAGACUGGAGAACUUCCUGGCAUAAGUAGCCAUGUACAUGAUGAGGGGUCAGAUGAAGUUCAACGACUAGAUCAAGCCAGUACUCUGAAGCGUGACUCCCUGGAUGAGGAGCUUUCAACCCAGCCACAACCAUUGCCUUAUUCCUCAGAUAAAUGGAACAGUGAGAAAUCUCCCUCUGCAACGCCAUCUCUAGCAAGUUUGACAGACUCUUUGACCCCAGGCAGGGAAGGUUGUGGGAAGCAGUACCCUAGUAGGGUUCAGAGCCUGGUAUCGAGUCAGGGUAGUGUGGAUUCUGAUCUCCUAGGGUAUGAUGGUGGUAGCAGUGACUCUGAGUGUGAAGAGGUAGUGAUGGAUGACUUGGAAUCCAAGUGCCCCCUCAUGCCUGAUUUCUGGCUCAUCGUAAAGAUCCAUCAGGACCGGGUAGAAGUCUAUUCCCAUACACGCAGCGGCUUAAGUACAAUGAAAGCAACACAAAAUGAGGAAGGGGAGUGUUUGCGUCUUCAUCACACUGUGGUGAAGAAGAUUGGUGAGAUCUGUCGCAUUGUUAACCAGCGGUUGCUGCUACAGGAUCUGCAUGAUAGCCAUCUUUGCAAUUCUCUCCUAGUAGCGGAGAGUGAGGAGGACAUCUGGAAAAGUGAAACGCCAUACAACUAUCGGCAACGCACUGGACCUGAUGAUUACCCUGGAGAGGAAAGCUACCAGCCUCGAGAUUAUCUUGCUGCCACCAUGCAGUUCAUGCCUGGACAUUUUGCCUGUGAUGCCGUCUGGAGCACCACCAUCCAUGUACAUUCACGGCUCAAGAUGGGUCCCAAUAUGGGUGUUGCACGUGCCAUCCAAGCUCUGCGCUCUGUGCUCAAUGCUUUCUCUGUUGUUAACAGAAAGAAUAUGUUUGUUUACCAGGAGCGCUCAACCAACUCUGUUUUUUACUUGCGACUCUCUGAAACCACCUCCAGUGGGAAGUGCGGAGAAGGUGAAAUCCAGAGUCUUGCAUGCCGCUCUUUGGCACUUUCACGCAGCCAGGAGCCCAUCUGCAUUGAGGAUGGUUCUCGCUUGUCCCUAGAGACCGCCUCUUGUCGCAGUGUGGAUUCUGCCCGCCCUGUGAGCCAAGUGGACAGGCACAUCCAGCUAGUAGUUCAUGGAGUGGCGCCGGCAGGACCCGAGAUCACAGAUGAGCUGGUGAAAGUUCUACGCAGGCGCCUGGAUGAGGCCACCCUGGACAUAAUUACAGUUAUGCUUGUCAGGAACUGCAAGCUUACCCCUGCUGAUGUGGAGUUCAUACAGCCCCCUGGCAGCCCACCUACUAAAGUACUGCAGUUUACUCUUCCCCCUUCCUGUUUGCCUUGGCUCCCAGCUGUGGCCAGCUAUCUGCGUCAGAAUUUACUGAUCUUUCUCCAUACACCCAAGUACACAGACAGCAAUGUGGAGAACCACUUCAAGCACUAUUUCCACCAGAGCAAUAGCAGCCCUGACCUGGAUCUCUACCUGUACAACAAGCCCGGAGGUCAGGGCACAGGUGGGAAAGGCAUUGCAUGUAUUGCACUCUCGUUUGUGGAUGACUGUGGAAAUCCCAUCUCCUUGUCUCGCUGGGUGAGGCCACCCACUGCCCUGCUGACCACAUCAUUUCUCCAGGAGGAAGACUUCGAGACCUUGACUGCUGUCAGCCAGCACCAGGCUGAAUCUCACACAUCACAACCAGCCCUUUGUCCCAUGGUGCGCCUGGACAUCUGGGAGAAGGGUAACAUCAGCUUGCUGCAGCUGUCUGAGAGGCUUCGCAGUGCUUUACGCCAUGCCCUCUGUGACGCCCUCAUGGAAUUCCGUGUGCUGCCCAAUCCUUUGUGUGUUGAGCUGUCCACUGAAGUAGAAGAUCCAGGAAAUAUUGGAAGCCUGCGCCGGACGAUGUCUGAAAGUAAGGGACUGACUAAGCCUGCUGGAGGCAAGAUGUGUCCACCCUCCCUGAAUUUCACUGUCCCUCCUCCAGUUGCUGGUGAGCCAGUCACACCGACCAACAAGCUCGGGCGUCGCAGCUUCUGGGAUAUGCUGAGCAAGCCAGACAUGGUGGAGCAAGGAAGCCCCAAGACCACGGAUGACAUUGUGCUGGAGCGACCUGAAGAGACCCGUGCUCGCCGCCGCCACAAGACGGAGAGUGUAAAGCAGCCUUCCAGCCAGGAGCGUGUUGCUGCCGCGGCUGAACAAGGGCAGGCCCAGAGACGCCGAGCCUGCCAGCUAGAGGAGGGGGAGAUUGGAGUCCUUCACCCAAUUUUCAGUCAGAUCUGCCAGUCCUGGAUGGCAUUCAUGAACCACUUGGGUUGUCCUUCAGUGCAGCAGUGUGCCACUGAGAGUGUGUCCCGCUUCCUGCUUCCUUCCAUCAUGCUUGAGAUAGUGAACCUCGUCACCACUUUGGCAAAUGACACCACUGUCAAAGUGUUUGAAAAAAUCAGUGGUCCACAAGGGGUGUCCUUUGUGCCACAUUCCCUCACACCAGGCACCAGUGCUCGGCCAGCUGUCAUUCGACACUUCACCAUGGUGGGGCGUAGCUUCCAGCAGUGGCGCUGCAGCACCGAGCAAGCCCUCAAAGGAUUCCAGCGUUUUGAGGCCACAGAGCUUGGUUCUGCAGAGAAAGGUUCUGAUAUAGCCCCCCGGCAAAGGUUCCUUUUUGUGGAGAUUGUGGACAAAAAGCUGGUGCUCUAUACCUACAAUUGGAGUGUGGACCUGGGCAGUGCCUUGAGCAGCUCCCUCACUCGCUUGCUUCAGUGGCAGAAUGCCCGUGCCCAUGUGGUGCAUUGUCUGCUCAGCCAGAAACUGGGGCUCUUCCACCACUACUGCUACAUGGACACUCCAUGGCAUGAAGACAGCAAACAGGAGCAAAAUCCCUUCCUGAACUCCACUCUCGAGGUGGAUACCCUGAUCCGGAGUCCAGGUGUUCCCCCAGGCAAAGACCAAGGUCGGCUUAGCAGCUCUGCUCGUAUCUUGCCACCUCUUCACUUCCCUCCUGACAUGGUGCCCUUUGACGAGGCCCUGCGUGAUGUCUCCGUCAACCGGCCCAGUCCAGAACAGCAGGGGGUGCUUGACCGUGUGGCCCAGCAUGGAGCUCAGUUCCUAGAGAUCAAGAAUAUGGAGAGGAGAGAGCUGGAAAAACAGAUGAAGAUUGAGAACCUCUUUGUGACAUGGCAGCAACGGUCUGCGCAAUCCAACAUGCCCAUCAGUCUUGCAGAUUUGGAAACCCUGAAGCAGUCAUCACGCUUGGUCCAUUACUGUGCCACACCGCUACUCUUCGAUCCUACCUUCCGGCAACAAAUUCAGGCUGACCAGCAGAGCAAGCCGGAGGGGAAGAAGCGGCACCGUUCAAAUGACUCCACAGCAUCCAGUAGGGACCGCAGCCACAGCUGUGACUCGGCAGAGGGGCUGCCAUGUCGGACCAAAGAUGAGGCCUGGUUGCUGGAGCUAUGUCACACUUUCCUGCAGCAAUACAUCCAAUACCUGCAAAGCAUGGGAUUCAUCCUAGUGCAGGUGCGGCCAGCCUCACCAACUCGCAGCAGCACCAGUCGGAUCAGAGCUAUGGCAGCAAUGGGCAAUGAGGGGCGAGGAUCUUUCUCAUAUAGCAGGCCAAAGGCUGAUGGGAGCCCAAAGAGUACCAGCCCCCCUGUCACCACAUACCAUUUGCAAAGAGCCCUGCCUGGUGGCAUCGUAUUAAUGGAAUUAGCUUUUCAGGGCUGUUAUUUCUGUGUGAAGCAAUAUGCACUGGAAUGCUCACGAAUCCCCAUGGGCCAGUCUGUCAACUCACAGAUGGAGUUUUGGACCGAGCACGAGAGGAGAUCCUCGUCUUUUUAUCGGCUGUCUAUGCUCUUCACAGAGGAGUGUGACAAGGUGCGUGAUCUCAUGCAUGUGCAUUCAUUCAGCUAUGACUUUCAUCUCCGCAUUGUGCAUCAAUAUCUGCUUGGAUCCCACAUGGCAUUGCGACAAGGUUAUCAUCUUACCAGUUUCCUAGAAGACUUCAUCGCCCAACAUCCUGACAUUCCAAAGUUUGGACGCAAUCAUAUCUUCCAAGGUGCCUUGGCCUUACCAACCAACACCAUAACAGCACACCAGCUAUACAACUAUAUCACAGACCAUGCCAGCACCUACCAUAUGAAGCCAUUACGCAUGGCCAGGGCAGGAACUAGUUCUGAAGGCAAGAAGGGGACCCCUGGCCCAGAGCAAAAUGAGUAUGCCCUAGUCUCCAUCUGGAACAGCUCAGGUUCUUAUAAGGAUUCAGAAGGGCUCCGUCACCAUGAUGAAUUUGAUGUGUCUAUGCUCGUGUGCCACAGUGCUGCGCCCUUUGAGGAACAGAGUGAAUCAGAGCGACACAUGCUUCGAUUGCAUUUCUAUGUCAUCAUGACAAGCCAACGGGAGCUGUUUCCUCGGCUAACGGCUGACAUGCGCCGCUUCAAAAAGCUGCCACGGCUACAGCGAGAGACUCUGGAACCCGUUGUGGGACGGUCGACGUGGGAGACGGCAGAGGGCAGCCGGCAGCGGAGGGAAGUGCCAGAGCCUUGGGUGGAAGUGGAGGACACUGGCGAGUUCUACGCCGGCGGCCCCCAAGUCAAAGUGGGCCCUGGCCUCUUCUACACGUCUCCCUUGUUUCCGCUGUUGGCCUCUGAGGUGGCUGCUGCUCAGAAGCAGCUGAACAACAUGGUGCAGCUCGCCAAGUGUCACUGUCGCCGCGACAACCUCUGGAAGCGGCUUUUCCUCCUCGAGCCACUUGCCUCUGACAAACUGAAGUUAGGCAAGCUGUCCCUUGGCGAGCUGGAGGAACUGCUGGCUGCUGUGCACAGGAAAUCUAUUGCCGACAUUGAUCCCCAGUUGAGCUGUUUCCUCACCAUGACAGUUUCCUGGUAUCAAAGUCUUAUCAAGGUGCUACUGAAUCGUUUCCCACAAAGCUGCCGCCAUUUCCAGAAUGCUGAUGCUGGUACCCAGUAUUUGGUGGUUCUGAACCAGAAAUUCACAGACUGCUUUGUUCUUGUAUUCCUUGAUUCACAUUCAGGAAAAACGAGCCUCACAGUGGUUUUUCGAGAGCCAUUCCCAGUACAACCUCAGAACAGUGAGAGUCCCUUGCCUCAACUUGUGUCCACGUACCACCAUCUGGAAUCUGUCAUUAACACCGCAUGCUUCAAUCUGUGGACAGGGCUCCUCUAGUACUCGCCAGCUCCUCUCACUUAGGGAGAUGCUGCGCAGAUCCAGCUACAAAGGUUGGAAGGGACAAAAGAGAAGCCACUGAGGGUGGCAGGUGCACAGUGAGACACUGGGUGAUAAGAGGUUACAGCUGUCUGGAUAAAAGGGUCAGAACACUUUGCAGGAUUCUAAUGGAGCUGAAUGGCAUUCACAAAGGGAUCAGGAGGACUGCUCUGGAGCCAGAAGCAGAACAUGGCCAGCCCAAUGUAAAGGGUUGCUCAUGCUUUCCCAAAGAAGCUACCCAAGUGAGGCCUUUGGAUGGCUGUGAUGCCUUGGUGUUUAGAACUGAAAGACUACUGAGGUUGCUGCUUUGGCCAGGCUUUUUAGAAUGACUCACGGGAUGAGUUUUAGUGGGGUGGGUAUUGCACAACAAUGGGAAUGUUUUAUAUAAGUGAAUGUACAGUAAAUUAAACAAAGUUGAUCAUUAAUUAUAAAAUAAAACAUGUUUUGUCACAAAUUUACA
Molecule: messenger RNA, 11238 nt
Organism: Pogona vitticeps (central bearded dragon)
Lineage: Eukaryota; Metazoa; Chordata; Lepidosauria; Squamata; Agamidae
Gene: SZT2
Product: SZT2 subunit of KICSTOR complex
Cellular component (GO): peroxisome
Source: RefSeq, a predicted model, not a curated record